Wallemia mellicola CBS 633.66 is the source of this 816-nucleotide messenger RNA. Its product is annotated as UNC-50-like protein. NCBI's taxonomy places the organism in Eukaryota, Fungi, Basidiomycota, Wallemiomycetes, Wallemiales, Wallemiaceae. The record is from RefSeq and is a predicted model, not a curated record. Bases 67 to 786 code for a protein of 239 amino acids. Gene Ontology annotation, cellular component: Golgi membrane. The transcript has 3 exons.
AAUCUAUCACAUCCUCAUUCUGCAUUCUUCUUGAUCGUAGUUAAUCAACACCCAUCUAGGAAAUAUAUGCUCCCAAGACCUGCAAAUUAUAGCAGUAAAUACAGGCGAAGAAAUCCAUUGAGGAAUCUAAAUUUUAAUCUCGCUCUUCUCCAAUUGUUCUAUUUGACAAUAUCGCCGCGAAGAUUCUAUAGACAGCUUUACUAUCAUAAGCAAACGACUAAUAAGUGGUCUAGAUCUGAUCCUACUAUUUCAAUCAUAGUAGCCGGUUUCUUAUUCAUUAGUGCGCUUGGUUGGUCACUCUCGUUUAAGUUGGGUUUCUCAGGAUGGCUGAAAUUGGGAAUAAAGAUGCUGUUAAUUGAUUAUUUAGCCGUAGCUGUACUAUUUUCCACACUUUUUUGGCUGCUAGCAAACAAGGUACUCGUACACUCUCCUUACUCACAAUCAAGUAUACCCUCAGCGAGAGUAGAAUGGGCAUACGCAUUCGACGUACACACAAAUGGCUACUUCCCUAUCAUCUUAUUGUUAUACCUCCUGCAACUAUUCCUCUGGCCAUUGCUUACACGUCAGGAAUGGAUUUGCACGUUCAUUGGUAACACAAUAUAUCUCGUAUCCUUUUUACAUUACAUCCAUAUCACGUAUUUAGGCUACGCAGCUCUCCCAUUCGUCAUCAAGUCUGAGCUUUUGCUUACUUCCGCACCACUCAUAUUGAUUGUCUACCUCGUCACGCUCAUCGGAUUCAACGUUCCUAAAGCCACACUUGAAUGGUAUUUCAAUACCUCUAUCUAAACUGUUUCAUACAUAACUGCGCAUAUUGCA